This is a messenger RNA of Echinostoma caproni, 297 nucleotides long. The record is from the annotation of a GenBank genome assembly. NCBI's taxonomy places the organism in Eukaryota, Metazoa, Platyhelminthes, Trematoda, Plagiorchiida, Echinostomatidae.
AUGAACGUACAGCCGGCCAAACUAGAAGUGGAUGGUGAACCCAUUUUCCCCAAACGACGUGUAAUUCUCUACGGCCAACGUGAUGGUGUACUGCAGGCCCUUGGGAAAAUGGAGAGCGAUGGCAUAAUCACACGAGUCACAUCCAGUACGUGGGCAACGACAAUCGUGAUGGCUAUCAAGAGUGACGGCAAAACACCGCGAAUUUGUGGCGACUACGGCUUAACACAACCCGCGGCUGUGAAAGUGUGCGGCUAUCAACAUGGAACCGGAGGACUUCAUGAAAGCACUGCAUGGUAG